GCGAGACCGACCGCUUUUCCACGACGACAGCCAAACUCCGCCCAACCUGCAAACCGCAACAGAUAUUCCUGCUUCCUAAGCAAGAAUCUCCUAAACGUCAAAAUGGCUCACGAAUCCGUCUGGAACUCGCGCCCGCGCAACUACGGCAAGGGCUCCCGCUCUUGCCGCGUCUGCAACCACACGGCCGGUCUGAUCCGCAAGUACGGCCUCAACAUCUGCCGUCAGUGCUUCCGUGAGAAGGCUGCCGACAUCGGCUUCGUCAAGUACCGGUAAACGGACCAUGACAGCCAGGGGUCGAGUUGCGAUGAGUUGAUGGGGGGGAACGGAUGGAUGGAUGGAUGGUGGAGGAUGGACAUAUCGGUUGCUUUACUACGAACCGAUUCCGACGAACACGAACCACGGCAAGUUCUAAACUUGUUUUGCUCGGGGCGCGAGGGAGAAGGGGUAAAGGAACGCCUGCCUUGCUAGGAAACGGAUCGGGAAGCCAAAUGCCAACUUAGGUAUUGAUUCCGCGGUUGGAGUCAAUGUCGCAAGUUAGCUGGCUUUGGAGUUCAUAUUGGGGGCUGUCUUCACUUGCAUGACUUGGGCCAAAGGGGAAUGCAAAAACGGAACCACAUAUCCAUCCUUCCUUCCAUCCACCGUCCAACAUGGCUCAUGGACACUGCUCCUCCAGCUCUUAUUUCACGUUUUGAGUGGUGCGCAGUUUUAGACUCCUACACAGCCUGUGAUCCACGUUGAAGUGUCUUCU
Thermothelomyces thermophilus ATCC 42464 is the source of this 748-nucleotide messenger RNA. RefSeq lists its product as uncharacterized. Lineage: Eukaryota; Fungi; Ascomycota; Sordariomycetes; Sordariales; Chaetomiaceae. The record is from RefSeq and is a predicted model, not a curated record. Gene Ontology annotation, biological process: translation. Gene Ontology annotation, cellular component: cytosolic small ribosomal subunit; ribosome. The transcript has 3 exons. Gene Ontology annotation, molecular function: zinc ion binding; structural constituent of ribosome. Bases 103 to 273 code for a protein of 56 amino acids.